UUCGGGAGACCCCGCCCGCCCCCGCUCUCUUUCCGCUCUGCGCGGCGCCAUGGCGGACAUACAGACUGAGAGGGCCUACCAGAAGCAGCCCACUGUUUUCCAAAACAGGAAGGUACUUGUGUCGGGCUCUGCAAAGCAGAAGAAAGUCCAGAGGUACUACAAAAGUGUGGGCCUGGGCUUCAAGACCCCCCGUGAGGCCAUUGAGGGCACUUACAUUGACAAAAAAUGCCCCUUCACUGGCAACGUGUCCAUCCGUGGCCGUAUUCUUACAGGUGUCGUCACCAAGAUGAAGAUGCAGCGCACGAUUGUGAUCCGUCGUGACUACCUUCAUUACAUCCGCAAGUACAACCGUUUUGAGAAGCGGCACAAGAACAUGUCCGUCCACCUCUCGCCAGCGUUCAGGGAUGUGCAAGUGGGCGACAUCGUGACGGUGGGGGAGUGUCGGCCGCUCAGCAAGACCGUGCGUUUCAACGUACUCAAGGUCACCAAGGCUGCCAGCAACAAGAAGCAGUUCCAGAAGUUCUAAAGUACACAUGUUUACCACCAUUGUGCUCGAUGGCAUGUAGCCUAGAUGGCUUGCGUGUGGAGCUAUCAAUAAAUACCCAGACCAACAA
Molecule: messenger RNA, 614 nt
Organism: Lethenteron reissneri (Far Eastern brook lamprey)
Lineage: Eukaryota; Metazoa; Chordata; Hyperoartia; Petromyzontiformes; Petromyzontidae
Gene: RPS11
Product: ribosomal protein S11
Biological process (GO): translation
Cellular component (GO): cytosolic small ribosomal subunit; ribosome
Molecular function (GO): structural constituent of ribosome
Source: RefSeq, a predicted model, not a curated record